GUGGAGAAAUAGAAUCACAUUACUUUUCUAACCCAGUUUAGGGAUAAUAGAUGGAACUGGGCAUUAAGAGAGCAGCUCCUGCAGUCGAAAGGCUGUGGCUGGAUUGAGGGGGGGGGUGGGAGUAGGGGGUAUCUGCCCCCAUUCUCUGGAGUAACUUUUUGAUCCUCUCUGCGUUGAAGUUUUGGAAAUGGGGAGUUUUAGGAUUGCUGCAGGAGUUCCGGGUCAGAGGAGAUUUGCUUUCUUUCUCAUCACUGGCACGGAGGAACUUUUUUUCCUCUGGGGAAAAUGAGCAGAGUCUCCCGAAUGAAGCUCUCUCCCCUCCGUGGAAGAAGGACUCCAGAUAAAAAACAGAAAGCUUUAACUUGGUGGCGUGGCGAAUUCCACUAUGAAAACUUUAGUCUUGAGGCAUUCGACAACGGCACUGCCGAGGCAUACAGCUGUAGCGCUUUGAAACAGGGCAGUUGUUGUUUUUUAAAGGGGGGUGGGGGGUGGUAGAGAAAGAAAGAAGAAGAAGAAGAAAAAAAAAAAACUUUUGUCCCCAGGAGAAUAGCUUGACUGGUUUCCUCUUUUCUCUCUUUCAGAUAUAUAUUUAAGAGACCUUUUAUUUCGGCAUAACAAUAAUUAUUUGAAGGAGUUUUUGUGUUGGCGACUAAUUUAGAACUUGUAGAUUUGAGCUGCCUGAAUUGGCCAGACAGCUGUAAUCGCACUCCUCUAUUCUUAAUCUCUUUAUCUGGGCAGCAGCUGCCAUAUGGCCACAGUCAGCUGGAUCAGAUGUUUAUAAGCUUCCUUCUUCGUCCCUCUCUGUCCUCUCAGCCUCCUAAUUUGAUCACAGCUACCUUGUGAACUGCCCUCCAAUCUUUAUUUUUAGCCCUCUUAAGGAUUAGAAUGAAUGUUGGCCGUGGGGCACUUAGAGUGAUUGUAUUUGUAAACCUUCCUCGGUUUAUUGUGGCAGGGGUCUCUUGGCCGAAUAGAUUUGGCGGCGAGGGUGCCAACGUGUGGGUACCUCUUGGGCAGAGGGGGGGAAAGGAGGGAUGUUUUCAAAGCGUCUCGGGCUCCAGGAUGCACGUUUCAGGGGGCCCGGUGGUGGAGAGGUUUUUGUGUGUGUGUUUUUGGUUUUUUUUUUUCUUCUUCUUCUUCUGGUACCACAGGAAAGGGGAAGUCGAGUGUAUUUAUUUUUUUUGAAACAGACAUCACACACCCUUGGUUGAGUUUUGACCCUUUGUCCAGCUUUGCCUUUCUCCCUCCUCCCCCUCAGGGAAACAAUGGGAAACAAUACAUUUUUGAAAGGAUGGCAGCUAGUGGAAAGAAUCGAAUCUGUCGAGUCCUGCUUGAAACUAACCAUUUUCAGCUGGUUGAGGAAGGGCAAGAGGGGAAAAAAAAAAAAAAGAAAAAACCCAAAAUAGUUUGCAAGCCUCCCUUCGGGAAUUGAAUCUGUGGUGCGUUUGUAGUCUUCAUUCAAAUGGGCCGAAACCACCAAACCAAGAAAUGUCACUUUUAACGGAGACGUGAUUUGGCUUGCCAACCGACUAUCAGUUGAGCGUUUUCAGACUUUGCGUCUCUCGAGUUUUCCCAAGAAAUUAGGCAAAGGGGAACCCUCUCUGCAGAAGACUCAUCUUCUCCCUCUCUCCCCCACCCCCACCCUUUCUCUCAAUUCAUCGCUUAUAAUCUUUGGAGUUUGGUCUUGGUAAAGAUGAUCUUUUCCAUCUGCUGUAGUGCUUUCAGAAUCUUGGGCGUGUGUUCUCUACCUUAGCGUUUUAAGGUAUGAACAUCUGCUUUCCAGCAAUAGACUCUGUGCUGCUGUGACUUGGAAAAGUUAUGAAGACAGCAUGGAGUUCCCAGACCACAGCCGCCAUUUGCUCCAGUGCCUGAGCGAGCAGAGACACCAGGGUUUCCUGUGCGACUGCACCGUCCUGGUGGGAGAUGCCCGGUUCCGGGCUCACCGCGCGGUCCUGGCUUCGUGCAGCAUGUACUUCCACCUCUUCUACAAGGACCAGCUGGACAAAAGGGACAUUGUUCAUCUGAACAGCGACAUCGUCACGGGCCCGGCCUUCGCCCUGCUGCUGGAGUUCAUGUACGAGGGGAAGCUCCAGUUCAAAGACCUGCCCGUGGAAGACGUCCUGGCGGCGGCCAGCUACCUGCACAUGUACGACAUCGUCAAGGUGUGCAAGAAGAAGCUGAAGGAGAAGGCGGGCCCCGAGGGGGACGGCGCGAAGAAGGAAGAGGACGCCUCGAGCUGCUCGGAGAAGGUGGAGAGCCUGUCGGACGGCGGCAGCAGCAGCGGCGGCAGCAGCAGCGGCGGCGGCGGCGGCGGCCGCGCGGCCGGGGACCUGGCCAGCGACGAAGAGGACGGCGAAGACGAGAAGCCGCCCCUGCUGACGGGCAAGCGGGACCCGGCGGGCGAGGCCGGGCCCGCGUGGAUGCGGCUGCCGCCCCCGGACCCGGCGGGCCCGCCCCAGGCCGGGGCCGAGGCGGAGCCGCCCGGGAAAACGCCGCCGACCGCCGGCAGCCCCUGCGGCUCGACCGACUCUUUGUCCCAGAGGUCUGUCACCUCCGUGAGGGGUUCAGCCGAUGUUGACUGUGUGCUGGACCUGUCUGUCAAGUCCAGUCUUUCAGGAGUUGAGAAUCUGAACAGCUCUUAUUUCUCUUCACAGGACGUGCUGAGAAACAGCCUGGUGCAGGUGAAGGUGGAGAAAGAGGCCUCCUGUGAUGAGAGCGAUGUGGGCCCCAAUGACUAUGACAUGGAGCCCGGCGCCGGCAAAGAGAGCGGGAACGCUCCCGGCGGCCGGGGCCCCUACGAGCCGGCCCACCUGGCCCCCAUGCGGGAGGACACGGUCCUGAGGGAGCUCGAGCACGAGGACCGGGCCAGCGACGACGAGCUGAUGGCGCCCGAGGCGGAGCGGGGCCCCGCGGAGGGGAGCCUGGACGGGGGCCUGCUCCCCUACGUGUCCAACAUCCUCAGCCCGGCGGGCCAGAUCUUCAUGUGCCCGCUGUGCAACAAGGUCUUCCCCAGCCCGCACAUCCUGCAGAUCCACCUGAGCACCCACUUCCGGGAGCAGGACGGCCUCCGCGGCAAGCCGGCCGCCGACGUCAACGUGCCCACCUGCUCCCUGUGCGGCAAGACGUUCUCCUGCAUGUACACCCUGAAGCGCCACGAGCGGACUCACUCGGGCGAGAAGCCCUACACCUGCACGCAGUGCGGGAAGAGCUUCCAGUACUCGCACAACCUGAGCCGCCACGCCGUGGUGCACACGCGCGAGAAGCCCCACGCCUGCAAGUGGUGCGAGCGCAGGUUCACCCAGUCCGGGGACCUUUACAGGCACAUCCGCAAGUUCCACUGCGAGCUGGUGAACUCCUUGUCCGUCAAGAGCGAAGCGCUCAGCUUGCCCGCCGUCAGGGACUGGACCUUAGAAGAUAGCUCUCAAGAACUCUGGAAGUAAUCGACCGAGACAGAUAGGGGCGGGAAACGGGGUGGGGGCGGUCGGGCCUCUGGGU
Molecule: messenger RNA, 3492 nt
Organism: Tachyglossus aculeatus (Australian echidna)
Lineage: Eukaryota; Metazoa; Chordata; Mammalia; Monotremata; Tachyglossidae
Gene: ZBTB18
Product: zinc finger and BTB domain containing 18
Exons: 2
Coding region: 1827-3437 (536 amino acids)
Biological process (GO): regulation of transcription by RNA polymerase II
Cellular component (GO): nucleus
Molecular function (GO): DNA-binding transcription factor activity, RNA polymerase II-specific; protein binding; RNA polymerase II cis-regulatory region sequence-specific DNA binding
Source: RefSeq, a predicted model, not a curated record